Messenger RNA from Cydia strobilella, 3700 nucleotides. RefSeq lists its product as uncharacterized. Bases 116 to 2149 code for a protein of 677 amino acids. Gene Ontology annotation, biological process: protein dephosphorylation. The record is from RefSeq and is a predicted model, not a curated record. Gene Ontology annotation, molecular function: cation binding; protein serine/threonine phosphatase activity. Lineage: Eukaryota; Metazoa; Arthropoda; Insecta; Lepidoptera; Tortricidae. The transcript has 10 exons.
UAGAGCCGAUAGAGCGGUUGAUUGACUCGGCUUGAUAGCUUGCCGCCUGUGCGAUUUCCUGGAGAUUUUCGCGCCUCAUCUAUUUUAUGUUUUACAUUGCAUGUGACAUUUCAAUAUGGGUGCAUAUUUAUCAGAACCGGUUACUGAAAAAAUUUCUAGCGAUGAAUCAAAUAGUAAACUUGAGUGCGGGGCAAGCUCCAUGCAGGGAUGGCGUGUCAAUCAGGAGGAUGCACACAAUACAGUGUUAGAUUUCGAUGAACAUACAUCUCUAUUCGCUGUAUACGAUGGCCACGGGGGCGCGGAAGUGGCAACCUAUUGCUCCAAGAAUCUCCCGGAAUGUAUUAAGAAUACAGAGGCAUACAAAAAUGGGGACAUGACAAAGGCGCUGGAAGAUGCAUUCUUGGGAUUUGAUGCCAACAUUGCUACCAAAGAGGUUAUGGCUGUGUUGAAGGAAUUGGCAGGUGAAAUCAAUCCACCAGGACCUAGCGAUAAUGAGGAAUCCGAAGAUGAAAAUGUUAGCAACUUAUACCAAGAAGCACAUCUUCCUCUCCAGGAAGUGCUAGCUAAAUACGAGAACAAGUUGAGCUCCCUGCAUCGUGCCCGGCUCGGUGACACCGCCACGCCGCUCUCCCCGUGUCUGCGCGCCAAGAAGAACCCUGAUGAGGCUGGGGGAUCAGGUCUCGGAGCGUCGAGCUCUAGCGCCCCCGCCUCCGGCUCAAGCACUGCUGCAGAGGAAGAUCCGUCAUGCUCCAACCCUGAAGAAGCCAAACCUGACGAGGACACUGGAGGCGUGUCCUCGACGAACUCCAAUGACCAAGAUAAAGACGUCAAUGGCGAGGUUUCAACAAGCGACUCCGCAAAAGAGUCCAUGGAAGUAGACAAAUCCACAGCUCCCGACAGCUCCGCCGACAACUGCACACAGCCCAACCAGAGCGAGGACGCCAAGCCCAGCAACGGCGGUGACGUUUGCAAUGGAGAAGUCCCGGAUUCCAAGCAGGGAGAUGGAGAAGAGAGUAAUAUUACGUCUUCGAAUGGCUCCACGUCGCCGCAAAAGGGGAAGAAUAAAGCCAAACUGUCACCCGUUUCAAGCACAGACAAAGUACCCGAGAGGCCUAAGAAGUCCAAGCUCCGCCGCGCCGCCGCCGCCGUCUACGAAACCCUGAUGCGGCAGGCCGCGGCGGAAGAUGAUGACGAGAGCGACUCCAAUGAUGAGACCUUCGAGGGUGGGGAGAUCAACUCUUCUGAUGAAGAGAAUGUCAAUGGUGUUGAGGAUUCUUCUAAUGAAGGCGAAGAGGAGGAAGAGGACGAGGAGGAUUACGACGCAGAAUCCAGUGACGAAGAUGUUGAGGAGGAUCUCUCCAUGACGGAGGAGCCCGGCAACGACAGCGGCUGCACUGCUGUGGUGGCGUUACUCAAAGGUAAUGAGCUGUACGUCGCGAACGCUGGGGACUCCCGCUGUAUCAUCUGCAGAGAAGGCAAAGCCAUCGACAUGUCCAUAGAUCACAAACCUGAAGACGCUCCCGAACUGGAGCGAAUCACAAAAGCGGGCGGCAAAGUCUCCAACGACGGACGCAUUAACGGCGGCCUCAACCUCUCAAGAGCCAUCGGCGACCACUCUUACAAGCAGAACAAGGAAUUGGACGCCAAAGAGCAAAUGAUCACGGCUCUGCCAGACGUUAAAACGUUAACCAUCGACCCCAUCAAGGACCAGUUCAUGGUUCUGGCUUGCGACGGAAUAUGGAACUUCAUGUCUAGUCAAGAUGUAUGCGAUUUCAUUCUACCGAGGUUGGCGGAAGGGAGGGAGCGGUUAUCUCAAAUUUGUGAGGAGAUGUUCGAUCACUGCCUGGCGCCGAGCACGAUGGGCGACGGCACCGGCUGCGACAACAUGACGGCCAUGAUCGUGCGCUUCAAGGACGGGCCGGUGGGCGCGGCCGACGUGGCGCAGGCCGACGUGGCGCAGGCCGGCGUGGCGCAGGCCGACGUGGCGCAGGCCGACGUGGCGCAGGCCGACGUGGCGCAGGCCGACGUGGUGCAGGCCGACGCGGCGCAGGCCGAGGGCCGCAAGCGCGCCGCCGACGACGACGACCAGCCCGACUCUAAGCGACAGAAGACCGACGACGACAGCUCGCAAGUGACGUCCAGUGUGUAAGACAGUGUUCGCUACACGUAGUAUUGUGAUAUUGUUUGAUUGAGACUGUAAAGUGGAGGAAUGCCUUUUGAAAGGCCUGUUGCUAUUUAAUUUUUUAUGUUUAAAUGAUCUUAGUCGUCUCGUAGAGUUCAGUUUGAUCAAUUUUUUGUUUUGGAUUAUUUAGUUGUCCGUUUCCCAAAGUAUCUGCUCCAAGGUAAAAUUUUCCCAGAUCGACCUUACGCCAUAAAACUCAUCUAAUAAGCCAUGUUUCCCAAUUAACCUGUUCUUAUGACGUCCUUACUCCAAAAUACUUUAAUCUCUCCAUUAUCUGAAUCACCCAUUCCCAAAAUAUCCUGUUGCUAAAAGAUCCAAUAACGCAAACUAUCUCAGUUGUCACAUUCCGGGUCCUGAUAGAUGCCAAACGACCACUAAAGUGAUAUAGCCGUUUCCUAAAAUGGUAAUGGUAAUGAGGGUUUCUUAGUGAAAUUAUAUUUUGCGAAAAACUGUCUGGGAAACGAAGUAGGAGAAGGAUUUUUCAAGAAAACGACAAUGUCGGGAUAGGACGUUUUGGGAACGGAUCUUUUAGGAAAAGUAUGACUUAGGAAAAAUCGUUAUCUGGAAAUUGAAAAUUAUUGGAAAUGGGUCACGUAAGAAACGUUAAUGACGGAAACGGACAUUUUUAGAAACUGAUAGCACGAUCCAGGUCAUUUUUGUUUCCAUGCUCCCUCUGAAUGUAGUGGUUCUCAUGCGGUGCUUGUUAUGGGAUUAAAGUAAGCAAAAAGUGUCAAUUUUCCUUUUUUUCCGUAUAAUUUAGUUUUCAGUGUAAUUUUAAAUAAGAGGGAGUGAAUUAAGAUCUUAAUUCGCAUCUUACUGACAAUUGCAAGUAGCUUGUAAGCAGCUAAUGUAAGUUAAAAUAGUGAUUCAAUCUACGAUUUAACAUUUAUAUUCAUUUUUGGAUGAAUAUUACGUACAUAUUUUUUUCACAAGCAUUAUUUUGUCGCUAGAGGAGGCAAGUUUUUAAUUUUAUAGACAUUUCAAUGGUAAUUUCAAUAGAUUGACGUGAUCGGGGACUUUCCUUAUAAUGUAUGCUUUAAAAAUGUAAACGACCAUGCUGAUCGUAAGCAUGUGAAGUAUUGUUAGAAGAAACUAAAUUAUGUUCAUGUUUGGAUAAUAAAUUGUGGAUUGGAAUGAAAUGUUGAUUGAAAUCAAUCGUAAUCUAAUUCAAUUGCCUUUGUUAAUUGCUUUAUAUAAUAAGUAGUAUAUUUUUGUAAUCACAAGUGUUUAGAAACAACAUUUAGGCACUAUGUAAGGUUAGUUGGUGUACGAUUUAUUCCAUACGAUGUAUAAUUCAAAUGUUCUGCCUUAAUUAAUUUGAGUAGCCUGGUUUUUGGCUUGGCUGACUGAAUUACUGUUCGAUAAUCAUGGGUUAAUUUUCAAUCAAAUACAUCGUACUAGGAAAGACUGUUUAAUUAAUUUAUGAAGCAGGAUUAUAUACUUAUGUUCAUAACCCCAUUUAUACUACAUUAAUAUCCUUUCACGUGUGUUUCGAAGAAAAUACAUUUUUACAGACUG